This is a messenger RNA of Dinoponera quadriceps, 762 nucleotides long. Its product is annotated as odorant receptor 4-like. The record is from RefSeq and is a predicted model, not a curated record. Lineage: Eukaryota; Metazoa; Arthropoda; Insecta; Hymenoptera; Formicidae. The annotation marks the transcript as partial. Gene Ontology annotation, cellular component: plasma membrane. Gene Ontology annotation, molecular function: odorant binding; olfactory receptor activity. Gene Ontology annotation, biological process: sensory perception of smell; detection of chemical stimulus involved in sensory perception of smell. The transcript is spliced from 5 exons.
UUUAAUUUAUCCGCAACAAUGAAAACCGUAACCCUUGUUAUCGAUAACGUGUCCACCACGAUACAUCCGUUGUCGUGUCCAGCGUAUCGUAAGCUGGUCGAUGCUAGAUUCAGUCCGGCAAAUGAAAUCAUGAUCACCAUGCAAGUUAUGUCAAGCUACAUAACGAAUUCCUCCACAGUAUGUAUUUGUAGCCUUGCCAUUGUGUUCGCGAUGCACGCCUCCGGCCAGCUAAGCAUGUUGUAUACGAGGUUUAACGAACUCAUGAAGGAUAACGCGAAGGGAACCUCCUCAGUCGAACGAAAAUUAGCCGUCAUCGUCAAACAUCAUUUGAGAGUCUUGUGUUUUAUAACACGAAUGGAGGGUAUUAUGUAUAAAGCCUGUUUCGUGGAAUUGGCAGGAUGCACGUUAAAUAUGUGUAUAAUUGGAUAUUAUUUAGUAAUGAAUUGGAGUGUGCUUAGUUCAGCAAAAAUAACGUCGUGCGUUGUGGCAUACAUAUCAAUGGCCUUCAAUAUUUUUAUUUUUUGCUACAUCGGCGAGAUAGUCACCGAACAGUGUAAGAAAGUCGGUCGAAUGGCAUAUAUGACCAAUUGGUACGAGUUGGAUCACAAAACUGCGCGUAGUUUCAUACUAAUAAUUGUUCGGUCAAAUAAUGUAAUUAAGAUAACAGCAGGGAAAAUAUUUCCUUUGUCUAUCGCCACGUUCGGGGACGUAAUUAAAACUUCUGUAGCGUAUAUGAAUGCAUUACAAGCGAUGUCUACAUGA